UCAUAGUGCAACGUGCAACAGAGAUGUCAGAUUAUGAUGAAAAUGAUGUCGACGAAGAGUCGGAAGCAGAAGAGCAGACAGAAUAUGAUCAUGAGGAAAAGACAGAUAAUGAACUGAAUCAGAUUGAGCCCUGUUCACUAACGAAGGACAUGAUAGCACAAGGUCUGUCUUUAUUGUGCCGCACAGGUAAUGGACUUUCUCACGCGUUUGUCAGGCUGGACCUAAAAAACAGGCGUCUGACAGACAUUCUCUUACUGAGCUCCUUUGUACAUCUGCGUUUUCUGGAUAUCUCCUCCAAUCAUUUGACGGACCUCUCUCCACUGGCUGCUUUAACCCAGCUGCUUUGGCUAAAGGGAGAUGCUAAUCAGAUUCAGGGGUUUAAAGGUCAGCAGCUGGGUCAGCUACCUUAUCUGCAAUGGCUCAGUCUAGUAUCCAAUCGCCUGACCGACAUGAAGGGUCUUGAUGGACCUGCGCUGGAAAACCUUAAUCUUAUUGGUAAUGUCAUUCAGACAGUGUCCGGCCUUGAACAUCACAAGUUGACCAACCUGGUUUCUCUUGAGCUAAGAGGAAACAAUUUGGAAACUACAGAUGGUAUUUACCUCCCCAACUUGCGCCGGCUUUAUCUGGCCCAAAACAAGAUAAAUCGACUGGAAGGUCUGGAGAAACUGGAGCGUUUAACCACCCUUCACCUCAGAGACAACCAGUUGGAGACACUUGAUGGAAUCUGCCACAGUAUGAAAUCUCUGCAGUAUCUUAAUUUAAGGGGCAACUUGGUAUCUUCCCAGCAGGCAUUGCAGAGCCUGAUGAGCGUUGCACAGACACUGCGGGUCCUGGUGCUAGCAGAGAAUCCUCUCUCAGAGAAGGAUGAUUACCGGCUUAGUGUUCUCUCACGUCUACCACUUCUUGAUAGACUAGAUAAGGAUUCAGUCUCUUCUGAGGAACGAGCUGAGGCUCAGGAAUUUCGAGAUUCCACAGGACAAGAGGAUUAUUAAAUGUGACCAGAAGAACAAAAGAAAUAGCAUACCUAUGCUCCAUAGUGCACAACCAAAGUUCAAUGUAUAUUUUAGAAACAGUACUCUGUACUUACCUUACAUUUUUGUUUUACUCAUUUGGACAUAUCCAGUGUUUAAUAAUUUGAUUAUAAUGUUUGUUUUCUUACAAUAGUGUCUUUUUGAAAACACUGUUGAAUAUUAAAAAAAUAUUAAACAAACAUUAAACAUUCAUUGCCAACUUCAGUUCCUUAAAUGUAAUGCCCUGUGUGUAAUUUUUUUUUACAUUAUAUGGCCCAAAGCAUGUGGAAAUCUUCCUAAUCAGGUGAGAUCAGGUGUUUGAGCCACACCCAUUGUUCCCCAAUAUAAUGCUUUUUUCAUGAUUGUGCACAAAGUAAGGUCCAUAAAGACAUGGUAUGAUGAAUUUCACUUGGAGUAACUCCAGUGCCCUGCACAUAGCUCAACUUCAACCCCAUUUAACACUUAUGGAGUGAAUUGAAGUGUUGAUUGUGUGCCAGGCCUUUUUGAGUGUGUGUUUGACUAAUAGUUUCUCCAAAAGGCUCUAUGUACAUUAAAAAGUACACAAAG
Molecule: messenger RNA, 1577 nt
Organism: Trichomycterus rosablanca
Lineage: Eukaryota; Metazoa; Chordata; Actinopteri; Siluriformes; Trichomycteridae
Gene: lrrc23
Product: leucine rich repeat containing 23
Exons: 8
Coding region: 24-992 (322 amino acids)
Molecular function (GO): protein binding
Source: RefSeq, a predicted model, not a curated record